Messenger RNA from Rhincodon typus (whale shark), 1726 nucleotides. RefSeq names its product cytochrome c oxidase assembly factor 1 homolog. Gene Ontology annotation, cellular component: mitochondrial inner membrane. NCBI's taxonomy places the organism in Eukaryota, Metazoa, Chordata, Chondrichthyes, Orectolobiformes, Rhincodontidae. The record is from RefSeq and is a predicted model, not a curated record. Gene Ontology annotation, biological process: mitochondrial respiratory chain complex I assembly; mitochondrial respiratory chain complex IV assembly. The transcript is spliced from 5 exons. The coding region runs from base 118 to 522 and encodes 134 amino acids.
UUCAAUUGACAGAUUUUGAAGACGAACUUCUAACUUGGCUGAAACAGAUACUUUCCUACUAUCUGAAAGUAAUCCUUAUCACUUCAACAAAGUUUAAGGUUCUGUAACUCUUGGAGGAUGCCAGUUUCAACGAGCGCUUUACAGCAGAUGGCUAUAUACUUGGGAAUAGUAUCUGGAGGAGGAUGUGCAGUUAUGUAUUACCUUAUGCAACAAAAUUUUGCCAAAUCAGAAUACUACAAGUUGGCAAUUGAAGAACUCAACAAAAAUGACACAGCACUAGAAGCCCUGGGAGCUCCUCCAUUGCACAUCCGAAAUAUCAAACUCACUGACAGGAACAAUCGUGUGGAUGGAAUAAGUGCGAGGAUUAAAAUUCCAGUUUGUGGAUCAAAAUCAGCUGGAUAUCUCCACACCUAUUCUGUUCGAGAUGGUAUACAGAAAAGAUGGUUUCUACAAGAAGCUGUGUUGCAGUUGCUGGAUGGCCAACAAGUUUCAGUUUAUCCAUUGACCAAAGAUAAAGAUUAAUGCAUGAGCACAAUUGUAUUCUUCAAGAUGCGAUUCAAUUACUGAUGUUAUUUCAAACAAAAUAAUUUUUAAAAGUAAUUUGGAGCUUAAGCUCACACGGUUUUUCAAAAGUUGGUAACUCCAACGAUUUCAGUUAAAGAGAAAACGUCAAACAACUGUGGAUGCUGUAAACCAGAAACAAGAACAGACAUUACUGGAAAACUCGGCAGGUUUGGCAGUAUCUGUGGAGAGACAGCAGAGUUAACGUUCUGAACUGAAGAAAGUUCUCUGGACCCAAAACGUUAACUCUCCUUUUUCUCCACAGAUGCUGCUGGACCUGUUGAGCUUUUCCAGCAACAGCUGUUUCCAUUUUAGUUAAACAAUUGCUACAAACUGUUUUCAGGCCAACUUGAUGUAAGGAGAGAAUUUGUUUGUAUUCUCAAACCAUAUAAAGACAUGCACCUAGGAAUAAAUGAUAAUUCUGGUGAAAAGCUGAUGUUACUUUAAUCAAUAACCUUCACAAUAGGUUAAACUGACCAGAUUCUUAUUUUUUCACAAUGUAUUAUUAAUAAAAGACUUUUAACAGUUUGUCAAUAUUGGAUGCCAAGAAUAUGCUGCUUGAAAAAAUGUAUGUACAAUGCCAAUAGCAGAUUACCUAUCAAUCAACCAGCAACUAAGGAACAUAUUUUUCUGCCUACAAACCAUCAAUCCACAAACAUGUACCUUUCGGAGGAACUUGCUUGGAAUGUCAUUCCUGUCACUAUAAUGUCUUAUGAGCUAAAUCCUCAGUUUCUGAAUGUAAGGGUAGCAAAAACAUUUGGAUAUUAAAUAACAAAUCCAAAUUUAAUGGAUUUUCAAGCAUCAAAUUAAAAAAGAGCUGCAAAUGUGAUAGAUGAUCUACACUGUAUAAUAAAAUUGACUUAGUCUACAUAUAUAUUUUAAUAACCAUUCAACCUCAGGCACAAAUGUUAUGGAGUCUGGGAAUAUAACUUGAAAUGUUCACUUGUGAAGAUCAGUUUGGAGAACAGCACUACUGAAAUAUGUUAGUGUGCACUGCCAAAUUAAGAUGCUAACACUUAGUGAAAACACACCAAAAUGUUCUAUACAGCAAUACAAGGUCUUAUUCUUGUGAAAGAGAUGUCUCUGUAUAUCAACUUGAGCAGUAUCCAAGUGGUCGUGGUUUCAACCAAAAGAUUUUUAUUAAAUGUUUAUGAAUGCAGUUGAA